Messenger RNA from Lottia gigantea (owl limpet), 774 nucleotides. RefSeq lists its product as hypothetical. NCBI's taxonomy places the organism in Eukaryota, Metazoa, Mollusca, Gastropoda, Lottiidae. The transcript has 3 exons. The coding region runs from base 1 to 774 and encodes 257 amino acids. The record is from RefSeq and is a predicted model, not a curated record.
AUGGAAACAUUGGUAGCAUCUGGCACCGCAUCUUCACAUUGUCAAGGUACAUUUAUAGCUGGCCUGUCGAUAUUAUGCUGCUCUCGUCUUCGGCAUAAAAAUGGCACCAAGUCGAAUGUUGUAUGGGUGAAUUCUUAUGUGGCCUUGUUACAGUUUUUGACAACUUUUCUAUUUUUAUUGGGUUGGAUUUGGAGCAUUAUGUGGGGAGUGGCAUUUCUCUCCGUUUCAGAGUACUACAAACACAAAGACCCUGAACACGACAAGAAGGAUCACAAUCAUCAUCAUCAUCAUCACCAUAAUGAGCAUCACCAUCAUCACGGUAAUCAUCAACAGCAUCACCUCAGCAAAAUAUCCUCCAUUCCAGAAGAUAGCCAUACUGACUUGGUCGAUACCGAUACCAGUAAUAUACAUAGUAACGGUACGAACAGUAGUAGUACGCCACAUGCGUAUAAUCAUACUCACGAAUUGUACGUAGCACCAGCCCCGCCUGCAAACCAAACUCAGCCUAUGAUAGUUUUACAACAUCCACCUGUCAAUCAUUCCGAUAAAACCAAGAAUGCCGAUCCCCUUCUUGUCGCUCGCACACGGCACCAAAAGAUCAUUCAGAGACAAAUGUCGGAUAACCAGUUAUCUCCCUUUAAUUUGACCCACCAACAUCUGGAAGCCAUUGUGAUCCACGAUGCCCCGAUACCCCGGCUUCAGAGAACAGAGACAAUCGACAGUACUAAUUCAUCUACUGCUGCUGAAUCUAAUGGUGUUGCUGUGUCUACGUGA